AUGCGGGGCCCGGCCGUGCGCGGGGCCUUUUAUGGGGCCGCGCCCCCGCCCACGGCCCGGCCCCGCCGCCGCGGCGCCCCCUGCCGGCCCCUCCUCCCGGCGGCGGGCCGGGGGCGGGGCCGGCAGGGGGAGGGGCUGCUCGGCACUGACCCGCGGGCGCGUGGGCCCGCUCGCCCCGUGGCUCUCCGGCCGGCGCGUGGCGGUGCCCGCCCCGCCGGGUCUGCCCGGGGUUUCGCGCGCCGAUGCCUCCCCGUGAGGAGGCCGCGGCAGCACGUAACGCGCCGCGGCCGUUCCGCCGGGCCGGGCAGCCCACAGCGCGGCGGCCUGCCCGCCGGGCCGGGCCUUUUCCGCGCUCUCCCGAGACAGCCGCAGGCACGUGAAAUGGCCGCAGAUGACAAACAGUCUCCGACACUGGACUCUACCGGUGAUCUACCUCAUUCUCCUAGUAGUCCAUCUCACCUCACUCACUUCAAACCCCUGACUCCUGACCAGGAUGACCCUCCUUUCAAAUCAGCCUACAGCUCUUUUGUGAAUCUCUUCCGUUUCAGCAGAGAUGAUGGCAGGCUUUCAUCCCCGGCAGAGAGAGCAGAGGCAGGACAGAGUGAUCCACAGGUGUUGAGCAGUGGCUGGUCCAGUCCUCAGCAUCCCACCAGGGCUCAGUCUCUGAGGUCGCCGGUUCCUUACAAAAAACAGCUGACUGGUGAGCUGCAAAGAAGAUCUUCUACAACCCUGGACAAUCGAAGAAAAGUUGAACCGCCUCUUGGAGGUCAUGAUCCUCGAACAGCUGUUCAGUUAAGAAGCCUCAGCACUGUUUUAAAGCGUCUCAAAGAAAUCAUGGAGGGGAAGAGCCAGGACAGUGACUUGAAGCAGUACUGGAUGCCUGACAGCCAGUGCAAAGAAUGCUAUGACUGCAGUGAGAAAUUCACCACCUUCCGGCGGAGGCACCACUGUCGACUUUGUGGGCAGAUCUUCUGUAGUCGAUGCUGCAAUCAGGAAAUCCCUGGAAAAUUCAUGGGCUACACAGGGGAUCUCCGAGCCUGCACUUACUGCCGCAAAAUAGCCUUAAGCUAUGCACACUCCACAGACAGUAACUCCAUUGGAGAAGACUUAAAUGCUCUGUCCGAUUCUGCAUGUUCUGUAUCAGUGCUGGAUCCCGGUGAGCCACGCACACCAGUUGGGAGUCGUAAAGCUAGCCGCAACAUCUUUCUGGAGGAGGAUCUAACCUGGCAAAGUUUGAUUCACCCAGACUCUUCAACUACCACGUUGUCUGCACGCCUUGGGUCUGUCCAGGAGGAUGCAGGGAAGUCGCCAGCUAGGAACAGAUCAGCCAGCAUCACUAACCUGUCACUGGAUCGGUCAGGUUCACCAAUGGUGCCUGCCUAUGAGACAUCUGUCAGCCCCCAGGCCAGUCGCACACAUUUGAAGGCAGAGACCAGUGAGGACGAGCGCAAAAUCCUUUUGGACUCAGUCCAGCUGAAAGACUUGUGGAAGAAAAUCUGCCAUCACAACAGUGGGAUGGAGUUUCAAGACCAUCGCUACUGGCUGCGGACGCAUCCCAACUGCAUUGUGGGAAAAGAGCUGGUCAACUGGCUCAUCAGAAAUGGGCACAUAACCACAAGGGUCCAAGCCAUUGCAAUAGGACAAGCGUUGGUUGAUGGACGCUGGCUAGAAUGUGUCAGUCAUCAUGAUCAGCUCUUCAGAGAUGAGUAUGCUCUCUACAGACCGUUACAGAGCACAGAGUUCUCGGAAACCCCAUCUCCAGACAGUGACUCGGUGAACUCUGUAGAGGGGCACUCUGAGCCAUCCUGGUUCAAAGACAUAAAAUUUGAUGACAGUGACACAGAGCAGAUUGCUGAUGAAGGAGAAGAUAACUUAGCCAACUCCGCCAGCCCUAGCAAGCGCACUUCAGUCAGCAGCUUCCAGUCCACAAUGGACAGUGAUUCAGCCGCCUCCAUCAGCCUGAACGUGGAGCUGGACAACGUGAACUUCCAUAUCAAGAAGCACUCCAAGUACCCACAUGUGCCCCCUCACCCUGCCGACCAAAAAGAGUACUUGAAUCCUGAAAACGGAGGGCAGCAGAUGUUCUCUAUAAGUGAUGCUUUUAUUAAAGAGUCAUUAUUCAACAGGAGGGUGGAGGAGAAGUCCAAAGAACUCUUUUUCACGCCCCUAGGCUGGCACCACAGCAAUCUGGAUCUGCUGAGAGAAGAGAAUGGGGAGAAACAGGCCAUGGAAAGGCUGCUGUCUGCUAAUCACAACCACAUGAUGGCACUGCUUCAGCAGCUUCUAUACAAUGAGUCCCUGUCACUGUCCUGGAGGGAUAUCAUUGUACCUGUGGUCUGCCAGGUAGUUCAAACUGUACGGCCUGAUGUCAAGAACAGAGAUGAUGACAUGGAUAUCCGCCAGUUUGUCCAUAUCAAAAAAAUCCCUGGUGGAAAGAAAUUUGACUCCAUGGUGGUGAAUGGAUUUGUUUGCACUAAGAAUGUGGCACAUAAAAAGAUGAACUCUUGCUUAAAAAAUCCCAAAAUUCUUCUGUUGAAGUGCUCAAUUGAGUACCUCUAUAGAGAAGAAACAAAGUUUACCUGCAUAGACCCUAUAGUACUUCAGGAAAGGGAGUUCCUGAAGAACUAUGUACAGCGGAUAGUUGAUGUCAGGCCUAAUUUGGUCCUUGUUGAAAAGACCGUGUCCCGAAUUGCCCAGGACAUGCUCUUAGAGCAUGGUAUCACUCUGGUCAUCAACGUCAAGCCGCAAGUCUUAGACCGGGUAAGUCGAAUGACCCAGGGAGACUUAGUGAUGUCAAUGGAUCAACUGUUGACCAAACCGCGUUUGGGAACCUGUCAUAAAUUUUAUAUGCAAGUUUUUCAGUUGCCUAAUGAUCAGACAAAAACCCUGAUGUUCUUUGAAGGGUGUCCCCAGCACCUGGGUUGCACCAUCAAGUUGUGUGGUGCUGCAGAGUAUGAGCUGGCCCGUGUGAAGGAGAUCCUGAUCUUCAUGGUCUGUGUGGCUUAUCAUUCCCAGCUGGAAAUAUCUUUCCUUAUGGAUGAGUUUGCCAUGCCCCCUACUCUGACCAAAAACACCUCCUUUCACUCCCUUAUUGAGGAGCCAGGAGAUGAAAAUGAACAACAGAACCUCUUCAAUGGUGAGGAUUUCAGCACAGCAGUCAGAGACAUUGAACUAUCCUCUGAAAAGCUGCCUGUAAUCUCUGAGUCGGUGUCCUCUGAUGAGGUCAGCUUGCUUGAACAAAGAGGUUUAUUUGAGAGAGGUGACCAAGAGAACAGUCAACUGGAAAUGGCAUCCUCAAAACAUCAAGAGCACCACAAAGUGGAGUCACCAUUUCCAGUAUUCAACUCUGUACCUCCUGGAAUACCCGAAACAUCCCUGCUGCCCCUCCAUGGUAUGGACCAGCACUUGGUCACUCUGGAUAGCCAAACAUUAGAGCCUCUUCAACAGGCAGAUGAUCUACAGGACUCCAAGAGUCAGAUGAGAGUCUUUAGAGACCCUCUCCAGGAUGAUACUGGUUUAUAUGUCAUGGAAGAGGUAACUUCUUCUGAGGAUCGUCUCAAGACUUACUCUGCAGCAUUUAAGCAGGAGUUGAAAGAUGUCAUUCUCUGUAUUUCUCCUGUAAUGACAUUUCGUGAACCAUUUCUUUUGACUGAAAAAGGCAUGAGGUGCCCUGCCCGGGAAUACUUCCCUGAGCAAGUUUACUGGUCUCCUCUCCUCAAUAAGGAAUACAAGGAGUUGGAGAGCAGAAGGAAGAGACAAUUAUUGCGGGAUCUCUCCGGACUACAAGGGAUGAAUGGGAGUAUCCAAGCCAAGGCUAUCCAAAUCUUACCUUCUCACGAGUUGGUUAAUACUAGAAUAGCAGAACACCUAGGUGAUAGCCAGAGCUUAGCCAGAAUGCUGGCUGACUAUAGGGCCAGAGGAGGGAGGAUACUACAAAAAAGCACAGAUCCCUUUGCCCAAAGUAAGGAUGCGUGUAGUGUCCCUACUGGAAAAACUGGGUACAGAAUUGAAGAGGAUGAGAAGGGACUAGCUCAGAGCGAAUCCUCAUGGUCUCAUAAGGUGGAUUGCCUCAGUCCAGUAAACCAUCAGAGGCUCUGUGUUCUCUUCAGUAGCUCUUCUGCUCAAUCCAGCAAUGCUCCAAGUGCCUGUGUUAGCCCCUGGUAUGAAAACUACUCCUCUACACCUUGUAUAGUUGCUAUCUUUUUUCCUAAGUCAAGGAUUGUGACCAUGGAGUUCUAUGGGAAAAAUGACCUGACUCUAGGGAUUUUUCUGGAGCGCUACUGUUUCAGGCCUUCCUACCAGUGCCCCAGCAUGUUCUGUGAAACACCAAUGGUGCACCACAUUCGUCGCUUUGUUCAUGGGCAAGGCUGUGUGCAAAUCGUGUUAAAGGAGCUGGACUCCCCGGUCCCUGGGUACCAGCACACCAUUCUUACUUACUCCUGGUGUAGACUGUGCAAACAGGUGACACCGGUUGUUCCCCUUUCCAAUGAUUCUUGGUCUAUGUCUUUCGCAAAAUACCUUGAGCUGAGAUUCUAUGGGCACCAGUACACUCGAAGGGCCAAUGCAGAGCCUUGUGGUCAUUCCAUUCACCAUGACUAUCACCAGUAUUUUUCCUAUAAUCAGAUGGUGGCAUCUUUCAGCUACUCUCCAAUCCGGCUGCUUGAAGUGUGUCUCCCACUCCCCAAGAUCUACAUCAAACGGCAGGCUCCAUCAAAGGUUACUAUUUUGCAGGAUCUCAAGGAUUUCUCUCAAAAGGUGUCACAAGUGUAUCUUGCUGUUGAUGAUCGCCUUGCUUCUCUGAAAACGGAUACUUUCAGCAAAACAAGAGAAGAGAAGAUGGAAGACCUCUUUGCCCAAAAGGAGAUGGAAGAGGGGGAGUUUCGAAACUGGACUGAGAAAAUCCAAGCAAGGCUGCUUUCAUCAUCAAUAGACACACCUCAACAGCUGCAAUCUGUUUUUGAGUCUCUGAUAGCUAAAAAGCAAGGACUUUGUGAGAUGCUACAAGCCUGGAAUAAUAGACUGCAGGAUCUCUUCCAACAAGAGAAAGGGAGAAAACGUCCAUCAGUACCACCCAGCCCUGGGAGACUGAGGCAAGGUGAAGAAAGCAAGAUCAGUAGCAUGGAUGCUUCCCCCCGCAAUGCUUGUCCAGCACUGCAAAAUGGAGAGAAAGAGGAUCGUUUCCUGACUACUUUAUCAAGUCAGAGCUCCACAGGCUCCAGUCAUCUUCAGCUGCCCACACCUCCAGAGGUUGUAUCGGAACAUAUGACUGGUGCCAACACACUGUCUGAACAGGAUACAACAAGCAGCUCAGAAGUUAUCUCUGUUCCAGAUGUGUUUGAUGGACACUCACUGGGAUCUACAGACAGCCAAGUGAAGGAGAAGUCUACUAUGAAAGCUAUUUUGGCUAACUUUUUGCCUGGAAACAACUAUAACCCCAUUCCAUUUCCCUUACCUCUUCCAAGGGUUGGACUCAAAUUGACAUUGUCUGGGUGUAGGUCAGGUUCAAUGGCUACUGCAUGUGCCCUCAAGUACCCCUCUCAUGUGAAAAUGGGCAGGCUGGAAAGUCUUUCAGCUACUUGUGACCCAGAUAAGCACUACCUAAUGUAUGAGCAUGAACGUGUACCUAUUGCAGUCUGUGAGAAAGAACCAAGCUCCAUCAUAGCUUUUGCUCUCAGUUGCAAGGAGUACAGAAAUGCCCUGGAUGAGUUGUCCAAAGCAUCUCUGAAGAACAGUUCUGAAGAAGGACUGCAGCCGAACAGCAUGUCAGACAGCAAACCAAAGAGCAGUAGCCCUGUCCGCCUGCCUGAGGCUAACAUGGGUCCUUCAAAUCGCAAUGCGGAGUCAGAACAGCCAAAGAAACCAUCUGGUGUUUUGUCUUUCUUCCGUGGCACGGGGGGGAAGAGCCCAGACCUGUCUUCCCAGAAGAAAGAGACCUUACGUGGUGCUGACAGUGCCUACUACCAGGUUGGCCAGAUGGGCAAAGAGGGAGCAGAAAACCAAGGAGCAGAGCCUCAAGAUGAUGUAGAUGGAGGAGAUGGACAGAAGAAACAGCUGGUGAAUCCCCAUGUGGAACUCCAGUUUUCAGAUGCGAAUGCCAAGUUCUACUGCCGGAUUUAUUAUGCUGGCGAGUUUCACAAGAUGCGUGAAGUGAUACUGGGGAGCAGUGAAGAGGACUUCAUCCGAUCCCUCUCUCACUCUAUGCCUUGGCAAGCACGAGGUGGCAAAUCUGGGGCUGCGUUCUAUGUGACUGAGGAUGAUAGAUUCAUCUUGAAGCAGAUGCCUCGUCUGGAAGUUCAGUCAUUCCUUGACUUUGCUCCACACUACUUCACUUAUAUCAUUAAUGCAGUUCAGCAGAAGAAGCCCACAGCACUGGCCAAAAUCCUUGGGGUAUAUCGAAUUGGAUACAAGAACUCUCAAAACAACACUGAAAAGAAGCUGGAUCUGCUUGUCAUGGAAAACCUUUUCUACGGCAGGAAAAUGGCUCAGGUUUUUGACCUGAAGGGCUCCCUCAGGAAUAGAAAUGUUAAAACAGACACAGGCAAGGAAAGCUGUGAUGUAGUCCUGCUGGAUGAGAACCUUCUGAAGAUGGUCCGGGACAAUCCUUUGUACAUCCGUUCCCAUUGCAAGGCUGUGCUGAGAGCUUCCAUACACAGUGAUUCCCAGUUCCUCUCCAGCCACCUCAUCAUUGACUAUUCCCUGCUGGUGGGUCGUGAUGAUACCAACAAUGAACUGGUUGUUGGGAUCAUUGACUAUAUUCGCACUUUUACCUGGGACAAAAAGCUUGAAAUGGUGGUGAAGUCAACUGGCAUCUUGGGAGGACAAGGUAAGAUGCCAACUGUGGUCUCUCCAGAACUGUACCGGACCAGGUUUUGUGAAGCUAUGGACAAAUAUUUCCUGAUGGUGCCAGACCAUUGGACAGGACUGGGCCUGAAUUGCUAAGCUAAAGCCCAUAUUGGGAAAGCACAAGAGGACAAUGACAUUACAGUCCACUCUCUUCCUGUGGUCUGUCCAACAGUAAGCAAGAGGAUUGCAGUUCCAUGUCUACACUGACCAUGUGCGUCAUGUUGUGAAGUGUGAAAUCUGCGUGUUGCACUUUAAUCCUCUCUUGGAGGCUGAUAAGUGAACCAGCCUCACUAAGUAUCUAUGCUGUAAGGUACCACUGAACAGCAUUGAUAAGAGACAUUCCCUCUGUCAGUAGGGAAGGUGAUGCUAUCUCUGUGUAAAAGCACUGAAACAGAUACUAUCCAGUUCAUGAUGGUGUAGAAGUACAUGAUCUCUCUUAAGUCUUGCACUGCCUAAGUGGUGUUGAAUACAAGCAGCUCAUGUUUCUGUAGUGGAUACAUGGUACUGCAAAUGUGAAAUAAACCCCCCUCUGUGGGGGUGGGUGGGUGAGAGAAGAAUGAAAUUAAUUCCUGAGUUCUGCUAUUGUUGUCAGUGGUCUGUAGUUGACCUGUUUAGGAUCCUUGAAUAACUUGUCCUGCUUAUGCUCUGUAACUUCAAUUUUUCCUGGGUUCUGUAAACAUGGGGUUUUUUGGUUUUGUUUGUUUGGUUUUUUUUUAAAAGACAGCUCCACAGCUGUAAUGCCAUAUCACUACAUCUUUUAAGUUAUAUUACUGCAGUACAACUCUGUCUUUAUCAGUCAUAAUUUCAUUUUAGCUGAAUCCCAUAAAAAUGGGUUGUCAGUCAUCAGCAUACUGCAAAACCCAAAACAUAUCCCUUCAAUCCUAAACAGUACUUUAAUCUGAAUGUUGCCCAAAUCCCUGAAAACAGCUAACUAAAAAAUAUACCCUUUAACUUAACAAGACUUGAUUAAUUAGUUAUGAAGCUGAUUAACCCUUUCCUUAGCAGAAGGCACUAAGUUGCUAGACAAAAUGAAGCAUACUGCCUUAGAGUGACAACUUUCUCCUUAAUGAAACCAUCAUUCCUGGCAGAUCAUUUCAAAUCCAUUUCAGUUCCCCAGGACUUUCAAACAAUGCAUUUACCUCAUGGUGAAACUUUGCCGGGAGAAUAUUUUUCUUGCAUGCAUGACAUACUGAUGAGAAUGAGCAUCCAGAUCUCAUCACACUGUGCAGUCCCAGUGGAAAAACUGAUUCUUCAGCAGUAUUAGAAUUUUUUUUUUGCACCACUGAGAUGAAUGUAGUCAUGUUUUUCUGUAAAAAGAAAAAACUGAACUAACAGGUAUCUUGUAUGAUGGACAAGAUGUGCAGAGAUGUGUGAAUCUCUAUGUUAUGACAAUAAGCACUUCUUUCCAUUUUUAUUAAUUUUUACCUGGUUUUGUAGGUGAUGAGUUUACUUUUUAGCUUCGUUAUAAUAUAGGCCAGUAGAUAAGAGAGUUUUUUAUGAGUUUGAGAGGCAAGAAUACUGUUCUUUGACUUCCAGUCUCUGAUGGAAGGACUUCAAACGAACAUGGAGUUUGGGAGCUCUUUAUGACCACUUGCUCAUUCUGACCAGUUGCCUGGUAAUGCCAUCUUCACUGUAACUAUGGAUUGAAAUUUGCAUUUUGUUCGCUCCUCCUGUGUUCAGUAUUUUCUUCUGCAGCAGAUGGUGAUGACUCUGUUCAGGAGCAACAGCUGGGCAGUACUGAGAAUGGAAAAUGGCAGCAGUGAGAAUUGAACUGUUGGCUCCAAAAACAACCAGUGCAGCUCAGGUCUGAGCUUCCAGGAGGCAACAGUCAUUUGUGUUGGAAGAAGUCUUCCCCACCCCACUGCAAAGCCCUGCUGGAGAAUAAGCAAAGAUGCUGACCUUGAAGCAGCAGAAAUGAAAGUAUUCUCACUUCCUCUGUACAAUGUAAUCAUUGUUUCUGGGGGUGCAGUGAUGUGUGCUGUGGAAAGAUGAUGCAGUACUUCUUGCUUCCUCUGGCCCAGAAUCCCUUUGGUCCAACACAGUGCAUCAGGUACAGCUGACCACCUCUUGGACACAUCCUGCCUCUUGUGUUGAAAUGUAGGAUGACUGGCUGUGUGGGGGGCCUUGUGUAAUGAGGAACCAACCAGUCCAUCAGCUCAAUGCUACUCUUACUUCCGUGACUUUUACUUUCUGUCUUGGCUCAUUGAUGUGAAAGACCAUGCCAUGCAGCCUGAGUCUGUUCCAGUCUUGGUUAAAUUUACAGGUAUUCUUCCUCCUUCGCCUCUUGAAGUUUACAGGGAGAAAACUUGACUUGCUUGCCUAGCUAAGGUAACCCAACAGCAGCUGGCUAUGUUAUCUUCCACCUUUUGUCAGUAUGUGGAUUGGUUGUUGAAGCAUGAAUAUGGGCAGCGUCAUGGCAUCUGCACUAGGCUAAUGUAGAGCUGUGAUGUGCUAGCCCUGUCCUGUCACCAGUAACCUUACUCCAGUGAUGUGUGGCUGCUCUAUACUGCUUGUCUUCCAGAGUCUCAAGCAGCUGGCUUUAAAGCAACACGAUCAUCUGACUGUAGCUAAUGUUCCCCUGUACGUGACAGCAUGAGGCCCUCAGCACUGUAAAAGAGAACCUUCCACUGGCCAGCUCUUUUACAGCCUGUAAACACAGAGCCCAAACGUGUGAAUUGUGACCACCUUGGGCUGAUGCUAUAGCAGUUGGAGGGGUUUGCAGGAGCGAUCUUGAGCUGGCAUCAACAGCUAACUUUGGGUCAGGAUGUGGCUGAUAGACUAGUCCUGACCAGACUGGAGUAAAUAGCAAACCUACUAGUCAUGGGUAACACAGUAGCUGCAGUAUCAACUGGAAUUGGGACAUCUUUGGGUGCCAUGUGACAUAAAGUUGUAAGCAUUUCUAGUUCAAAUCCCAGCAGUUGAACAGAUCUCCUCAAAUGUUCCCCUUUCAGAGUAAGAAUUGUCCUGGCAUUUCACUUGCUACAAAGCUGACUUUCUCAAAAGGAGAGUAGUACUUCAUGCAGAAGAGAUCUUUGAGAGCUCCUUGUGGGGCUGUGUUAGGUUUGUGUCCCUGCAGCAUGCCUAAGGAUGUCCUAGGGGAACAGUCUGGGUAUUAUAUGAGCCCUUUGAUUAGAGGUUUUUUUUUUUAUUUCUUUAUAACAAGUUUAGCAUAUAUGUGUGUAAGCAAAUCCUAGUUGCAAACAUGAAGACUGCAUUUCUUCAGAGCUACACUAGCUCUUUUUCUUCUGUUGUUUUGAUCUGAGGCCUUGUGACAAAUGUCUAAAUCUUGUCCCAGUCAGAAGCGAUGGCUUGCUUUGAGUCAUUGUGUAGACAGCAGAAUGCCUUGUAGUGGCCCAGCGAUGUAUUCUGUCCCCCAAAAGCACAUGAGGGACUUGUGCUGGUUAAGUAGAUCUGCUGGGCUCAGGGGAGUUACCUGUGGAGUGGACUCUCCCCUGUGAGAAUGACCAAAACCAAAUGAAUCACUCACUAGCAGGUGGCCAGACCAAUCAUUAUUCAGAGCACUUAAUGUACCAUAAUGUAUGUAUUUCCAAUUUACCUUGGUUCAGCUGUAUUUUAUAAAAUUGAUGUACUAAACUAUUUGAGAAUAACUGCCUUGACUACUUGGAGAAUCUAAAUGUAAUGUAUAUAGAUAUAAAUAAAGUGACUAAAAUAUA
Messenger RNA from Harpia harpyja (harpy eagle), 10517 nucleotides. It is a transcript of the gene PIKFYVE, whose product is annotated as phosphoinositide kinase, FYVE-type zinc finger containing. Gene Ontology annotation, biological process: intracellular signal transduction; phosphatidylinositol metabolic process. The record is from RefSeq and is a predicted model, not a curated record. Gene Ontology annotation, molecular function: ATP binding; metal ion binding; 1-phosphatidylinositol-3-phosphate 5-kinase activity. Lineage: Eukaryota; Metazoa; Chordata; Aves; Accipitriformes; Accipitridae. The transcript is spliced from 43 exons. Bases 1 to 6939 code for a protein of 2312 amino acids.